This is a messenger RNA of Athene cunicularia (burrowing owl), 1104 nucleotides long. Its product is annotated as NAD-dependent malic enzyme, mitochondrial-like. The transcript has 9 exons. Gene Ontology annotation, cellular component: mitochondrion. The record is from RefSeq and is a predicted model, not a curated record. Gene Ontology annotation, molecular function: malate dehydrogenase (decarboxylating) (NADP+) activity; malate dehydrogenase (decarboxylating) (NAD+) activity; NAD binding. Bases 22 to 1104 code for a protein of 360 amino acids. Lineage: Eukaryota; Metazoa; Chordata; Aves; Strigiformes; Strigidae. Gene Ontology annotation, biological process: malate metabolic process; pyruvate metabolic process.
GAUAUAAAAAGAAAAUAAAAAAUGUUCUCCCGACUACGAGUAGCUGCCACUCCCUGUGCCAUGGCAUGUCGUGGGGCACAUACGAAAGAAAAAGGCAAGCCACUGAUGUUAAACCCCCGAACAAACAAGGGUAUGGCAUUUACAUUACAUGAACGACAGAUGCUUGGGUUGCAAGGACUUCUACCUCCUAAAAUAGAGACACAGGACAUUCAAGCCUUACGUUUCCAUAAGAAUUUGGCAAAAAUGACUGACCCCUUGGAAAAGUAUAUUUACAUAAUGGGAAUCCAAGAGAGAAAUGAAAAAUUAUUCUACAGGGUGUUACAAGAUGAUAUUGAGCGCUUAAUGCCAAUUGUAUAUACACCAACUGUAGGCCUGGCCUGCUCCCAGUAUGGACACAUCUUCAGGAGACCAAAAGGAUUAUUUAUUUCUAUCUCGGACAGAGGCCAUAUAAGGUCAAUUGUGAACAACUGGCCAGAGAAUGACGUUAAGGCUGUUGUCGUCACUGACGGAGAAAGAAUAUUAGGUCUUGGAGACCUGGGUGUGUAUGGGAUGGGAAUUCCAGUAGGAAAACUGUGUUUGUAUACAGCCUGUGCAGGAAUACAUCCAGAUAAAUGCUUGCCCGUGUGCAUCGACGUUGGAACUGAUAAUACAACACUCUUAAAAGAUCCAUUUUAUAUGGGCCUAUACCAAAAGAGGGAUCGCUCACAGGUCUACGAUGACCUAAUUGAUGAAUUUAUGGAAGCCAUUACAGACAGGUAUGGCCAGAACACACUUAUCCAAUUUGAAGACUUUGGAAACCACAACGCUUUUCGUUUUUUAAGAAAAUACAGAGAGAAAUAUUGUACCUUCAAUGAUGAUAUUCAAGGGACAGCUUCAGUGGCCUUGGCAGGACUGCUGGCAGCGCAGAAGGCCACUGGUAGACCACUUGCAGAGCAGAAAGUGCUGUUCCUUGGAGCAGGAGAGCCUGAGCAGCUUGUGCAGGGAGCCAAGGAAAGGGACGUGGAGGGAAACACUGUCAGCAUCUACCUUCUGCCCUCUGCCUGCAAGGCCUUUAUCGCAGGGAGAGGUUUGGGAAGUGUUUUGCUGAUUAAGGAUACCGAUUAA